Spodoptera litura is the source of this 1475-nucleotide messenger RNA. Its product is annotated as synaptic vesicle glycoprotein 2C-like. The record is from RefSeq and is a predicted model, not a curated record. Lineage: Eukaryota; Metazoa; Arthropoda; Insecta; Lepidoptera; Noctuidae. Gene Ontology annotation, cellular component: membrane. Gene Ontology annotation, biological process: transmembrane transport. Gene Ontology annotation, molecular function: transmembrane transporter activity.
CUGUCUUGGCUGAUUCUACCACUAAACUUCUCCUACUACAUGGAGUUCUUGGAUAUUUAUUAUCGGCCCUGGAGGUUGCUAGUCGUGGCUUGUACCAUUCCAUUCGCGCUCGCUACAACUUUUCUAUUCUUUGCACCAGAGAGCCCCAAGUUCCUCUAUUCUAGUGGUCGCCAUGAAGAGUGUUUGGAAGUAUUGAGAAUAAUCUACGCAGCCAAUAACUACAAGCCAAAAGAUAGUUUUAUUGUGAAGUCGCUGAUUGCAGAGAAUCAAGUCACAAACACAGACAAGGGUAAAGGCAUAACCGGUAUAUUGUCUUCUAUGAAGGAACAAACUUUACCAAUCUUCAAACCGCCACUCCUUCCCUGGAUUUGUCUCACCUGCUUUGUGCAGUUUGGAAUAUUUUCUGCAACAAACGGCUUCUACAUCUGGUUCCCGACUAUUUUGAACGCGUUAAGUAGCCAGGACAGCGCCAACAUGAAAAUUUGUGACGUCAUCGAGUUGACAAGAGCCAAAACUGCUGCUGAUUCUCUAAAUAGUACUAUGAUCAUCUGUGACGACACAAUCUACACCUCAACAUUCGAGCGUUCAAUCUACGUUGGACUCGUCUUCUGUUCCAUGUACCUCAUUGUAGCAGUUCUAGUGGACUUUUUAGGCAAGAAGUACAUCUUGGUGGUGACCUUGACCAUCACUGGCAUCUGUGCCAUUAGUGCCAAUCUGGUGUACGACCAGCAAAUUGCUGUGGUACUGUUUGCUAUCUUCCAAAUGUCUGGUGCCUGUGUCGGGUUGACUAACGCUGUUGCUGUUCAAUUGUUUCCUACGAAGUAUAGGGGUAUGGCGGUCUGUUUAUCAAUGAUGUCGGGACGUACAGGUUCUAUGGUCGGAUCCUAUCUAAUUGGUUUAUUCUUGGACAUCAAUUGUGGAGCUGGAUUUUAUUUAUUCGGAAGUCUCCUGGUUGUAAAUGGUUUAACCUGUCUUACUCUGCCAAAUAUGAAGAAAGAAAAGGUUCCUGAAACAAUGGCAACUGCACCAAAAGAAACCCAAGAGCCUUAGCCAGAAGAAAUAAUCAUAGGAGACAAAAUAAAUGAUAGAGGGGGUCAUUGAAAGAAAAGCGAAGAAAGUUUAUUUAGAAAAAGCAUUUUUAAUGUUUGCUAUAAUGAUAAUGAUAUUGGAAGGUAGUUUCCCCCUCCCUACCUUGGAGUGUAUGAGAAGAUACAAUAAGAUACAAUACAGAUACAAGAUAUAAUGAUCUAGAUGUAAAGCAAUUCAAUGUUGAAAUCAAAAUAUUAUUUAUAAUUGGCAAUGAUAAUCCACAUUAUUCCGAUCACUGUGUAUUAUCGUGUGUAGAAAGAUUAGUGCAAGACCGCUAUAGAAAUUAAUCUCUAAAUUGCUUAUCUCUAUUCAAUUGUAAUUGAAAAAAUCUUUGACGUCCUUGUAAAUUACAUACGUCGAAGUUUCGAUGGAAACUGUAAAUAUAU